Molecule: messenger RNA, 3156 nt
Organism: Ictalurus punctatus (channel catfish)
Lineage: Eukaryota; Metazoa; Chordata; Actinopteri; Siluriformes; Ictaluridae
Gene: tagln3b
Product: transgelin 3b
Exons: 5
Coding region: 1889-2488 (199 amino acids)
Molecular function (GO): protein binding
Source: RefSeq, a predicted model, not a curated record
UAUAGUGUGUGUGUGUGUAUAUAUGUGUAUGUAUGUAUGUUAUCUUUUUCUAAAAGCAUUAUAAAAUUUGUUCUAGGGAGAAACUUGAAGAGUUCUCCUAGAGGCUUAGAACCAAAGAGUCCCUUUAGGGUGCUAGAUUUAACCACUUAUUCUACAAGUAUACAUACAUCUUUGUUGUCAUGAAGUUCCAUAUCUACUCAUAAAUGCAAUCACAAGAUUUUCCAAAUAAUCUUUUUUUGUGGCAAUUUUAUUUAGAAAGCUCUAAAAUUAAGGCUUAUUUGGAAAUCUGAGCAAUUACCUUUUUUUAUUAUUAUUUUUUAACAAGAUAGAAGUAAUAGUAAGUAACUAUUGGCACCCUUAAUAUAUAUUUAGAAUAAAAGUUUAAGUCUGGCUCUUUAGUUUGUGGAUCUUGGAGAAUUCUUAAAGGUACUACGUAGAACCUGACAACAGACGGAAUUCCAAGUCGAGCCCUUUAAGGCAUUUAAGAAAACUCAGGGAACCUGUUAAUCCUCUGGAAAGUGUGUGUGUGUGUGUACAGUGCUAUAUUGUUUUAAAAUGAAACAUGCUGAUUUUAUUUUAGCACAAUAUUUUAUUAAACAUUUAUACUGAGAGACCUUUUUAGAACGCUCGAAUUGUUCUUUCUGCAAAAAAAAAAAGAAGUUUUUUUUUAUUUGAAAGGUUAAAUCUAACACCCUACAUGGGUUCGUCGGUUUCUUUAAGGUUUUAUUUGUACAUUACAGCUCAGUGAAAUUCUUUUCUUCGCAUAUCCCAGUUUGAACCUGGGGUCAGAGCGCAGGAUCAGCCAUGAGAUGGCGCCCCUGGAGCAGAUAGGGUUAAGGGCCUUGCUCAAGGGCCCAACAAGGGUGCUGUAUCAUGGCGCCUAUAGUAUAAUGCUGCCUGUCAUAGUACCCUACAAGAGACAGUUAUCCUUUUAGAGAGGGUUCCAUGUUGUCUUGAGGAACAUGAGUGAUUGUUUAAUUUGUCCCCUUGUGUACUCUGUAUGUUUUUAUUUUACAUAUUAAUUUGGAGUUGCGUCCCAGCCGUUAUUCACCCACCUUGUGCAGUGUUCCCAGGAUAAGUUUCAGAUCCACCGUCACCCUGACCAGGUUACUGAAGAUCAGUGAAUGGAUCAAGGGAUUUGGACCUCAGUCAUUUCACCACUAUGCAUUUCUUUUGAAAAAUAGUUGAGUAGUUGUGUGAUUUAUUUAUUUAUUUGUUUGUUUGUUAGAGGACGGAUUUAAUCAGUUUUCUGAAGGAUGCCAUUAAUUCUGGAGCUGAUUGCAUCAUGUAGGCAGUGUGUUGCUGUUUGGGGCAGAGGUUGCAGAUGGUAUCUAUAUCAGUAAUGUGCCUAAUCUAAUUGGGAGAGGGCCUGACUCUGCUGUUGUUGAUGCUCGUGAACUUUAAAGAGCUCGGGACCCUUUUUCUUCCACGCGCACAGGCUCCAAACUGAGAUACAGGGACUACAGCUUCAACAUUUUCCUAAGAAUUUUUUUAAAGUUAGCAUGUUUAUUCAUUAUUUAUUGCAGGUCUGUAUAAAAUGCAUGGUGACCAGUGUCUCGUGCUGGAUGUCAGGGUCAGUAUACAUGUCAGUGUGUGUGUUACGCACAUUGCUCAGUUCAUCACUGUAAGUCGCGUCUGUCAUUGGCCAGAAGUGUCUCGAGCCCUUGUUGUGACGCUUGCCUAUAUAACGGGGCUCGUGCCAGUGGGACGGCGUGUCCGCGCGCGCCCCACCCAGAGCUGUAUGGACGCUUCAUUUCCGCGUCUCCAGAGAGCGCGCGCAGAACAUCAGGAUUAUAACAGGAGCAUCCUUCUCCUCCGAAUUUAGCCACAGAAAGAUCUGGCAGGUUUUCCCUGGCUGCUUUGAGAGUUCCCCGAAAAGCCAGCGAUCAUGGCAAACAGAGGCCCCAGUUACGGCCUGAGCCGGGAGGUGCAGGAGAAAAUCGAACAGAAGUACGAUCACGAUCUGGAGGCUCGGCUGGUGGACUGGAUCGUCGCGCAGUGUGGAGGAAAUCUGGAAAGACCCCAAACAGGAAAGCAGAACUUCCAAAAGUGGCUCAUGGACGGCACCAUCCUCUGCAGGCUCAUUAACAGUCUGUACCCGCGUGGCAAAGAGCCCAUUAAAAAGAUCCAGGAAACACAGAUGGCUUUUAAGCAGAUGGAGAAGAUCUCGCAGUUCCUCCAGGCAGCCGAGGCGUACGGAGUCAUCACCACCGACAUCUUUCAGACUGUAGAUUUAUGGGAAGGAAAGGACAUGGCCGCCGUCCAGAGAACUCUAAUGGCACUGGGCAGUGUGGCACUCACCAAGGAUGAUGGGCAUUACCGUGGCAACCGGGACUGGUUCCACAGGAAGUCGCAGGGUAACCGGAGGGAAUUUUCCGAAGAGCAGCUGCGCCAGGGACAGAACCUGGUCAGCCUGCAGAUGGGCAGCAACCGCGGCGCAUCCCAGGCUGGCAUGACUGGGUACGGCAUGCACCGCCAGAUCAUGUAACCCAGCCUGGAGAUGACCUACCACCUGCAUCAGACACCCAGAAGACCUUAAUCUGUGCAGACGAGCAACAUCUGGUUCAGUCGUCAUUUUCAUUAACGCUUUCGGUUGUCAAAUGAUGAGGUAGAGCACUUUUAAUAUCAGCGUCCUUUUAAAAUGUCUAGAAGUUCCAUGUAUGAUAUUAAUUCAUAACUUAUUAUAUCUGAUUAGCAUGACUACCAUGGGAUUUUAUUUUUAUGUACUAUAAUAUACAUGGUUAGCAGUAUUCAACAUAAAUACCUAGAUCUGUGUGACAUCAUUACUGUAAAUCACUGCUGUUUAUCUCUGUAAACACUUAAACUAUGUCUAAAAACACAUACUACCGUACUAAUAAUAUGUCCGUAGAGCAUUAUAUACUGGCAUACAUACACUGACCUCCAUGUUAAAAGUUGCACAAUGAUUAAAAAAUCCACACACACAACUUCCUGUCAGAUUUGUACUGUACCACGUGUGAAUGCAUAUCUGUAUUUAUUUCCUUAGUUAAGUGCCAAAACUCCCCAUAUGCAUAUUUUGCAGAUUUUUUUUCUUUUUGUCUUUCCAUUUGGAAUUGUAUUAGAAGUUUAUAUCCAAGUUUCAUAUUAUGCGUUAUUGUUUUGCUUGUGAAGAUGUUUAAUAAAUUGAUAUUAUAUUCA